Molecule: messenger RNA, 932 nt
Organism: Hydra vulgaris (swiftwater hydra)
Lineage: Eukaryota; Metazoa; Cnidaria; Hydrozoa; Anthoathecata; Hydridae
Product: group XIIA secretory phospholipase A2
Biological process (GO): arachidonate secretion; phospholipid metabolic process; lipid catabolic process
Cellular component (GO): extracellular region
Molecular function (GO): A2-type glycerophospholipase activity; calcium ion binding
Source: RefSeq, a predicted model, not a curated record
UUUCGAAAUUCGAUUGUGUCGACUAUUAAAUAUUUUUUGCUUUUUUUCCGUUUUCUUCCUGUUCUUGUAGUGUAAAUUGACUUUACUUAUACCGUUAUGGUUUUUCAUAAAGUUUCGCUUGUUAUAUCGUUACUUUACUUGCCAUUAGUAAUACUAGAUAAUAGUGAUUUUAAACUUGGAGAUUUAGCACAAAUAUUUGCAGCACUUUCUGGUCAAAGUACUUGUGAGUUUAAAUGUCCUGGAGGUGUUGUUCCAAAUGUUAAUCUAUCUCAUGUAGCAUCUUCUAAUGGGUGCGGAGUACCAGGUUUGAAUCUCGAUGUAAGUAAAUAUCCUGGAUUUACAUCAUGCUGCAACGAGCAUGACAAGUGCUAUGAUACAUGUAAUAAGAAUAAAGACAAAUGUGACAAAGUAUUUAAAGAAUGCUUAUCAACAUCCUGCAAAGCGCAAACCAAGGGAGAGAAAUUCAAAGAAUGUAAUGGAGUUGCAGAUAUGUUUUAUGGAGGAACAGCGGGAUUAGGAUGUGCAUUUUUUAUUGAGGCACAGCGCAAUGCUUGUUUGUGCAACGGAAAAACAUUGUCGAAAUCAGAAGUAAAGUUAUUGCAAGAUGAGUUGUAGUUGUUAGAUAUUAUGACGGUUUUUUUUUACCUUACUCUAAUGCUUUGUUCGCAUUUUUUAAUGAUUUUAUGGUAAAUUGAAAAACUAAUAUAACCAAUAAACUAUAUUUAAAUGUCUUAAACGAACAAUUUUGAUAAAUUAAACUGAAAAAAAAAGAAUUUAGCUUUAUAGUGACUUUAUUUCUGUCAUUUUAUAUGACUAUAACUGUAUUUAUAGUGCCUAACAUUUAUUUUUGAAUGUUAUUUAAAUAUUUUACGUGUAUUAUGAUGCAUUUUAAUUAUUUAUAAUUGAAUUAUAUUUGUUUUUUUCUUUCAAAA